Molecule: messenger RNA, 2751 nt
Organism: Alternaria rosae
Lineage: Eukaryota; Fungi; Ascomycota; Dothideomycetes; Pleosporales; Pleosporaceae
Product: P-loop containing nucleoside triphosphate hydrolase protein
Exons: 6
Coding region: 1-2751 (916 amino acids)
Biological process (GO): tRNA wobble uridine modification; tRNA methylation
Cellular component (GO): cytoplasm
Molecular function (GO): GTP binding
Source: RefSeq, a predicted model, not a curated record
AUGAGCGCUUUCAACACCUCGCCAACCAGAAGGGGGAGUCAUGAAGUGCUGGAGCUGAUCCGCUCACAUGGGAGCUCAACCAACACAUUUCCUCCUACAGCUCUUACAGUCACCCGGUUCAACCAGAAUGCGCCGUCUUCUCGAGGGAUUGGCAUUCUUGUUAUGGGCCUCACCGGCGCAGGCAAAAGCACAUUCAUUUCUCAGGUCACCCAGAAGAGUGCAGAUAUUGGGCAUUCGCUAGAGUCAUGUACAACUGAUGUCGUGUUCCAAACAUUGCAGCGUAAAAACGGCCAAACCGUAUAUCUUAUCGACACACCAGGCUUCGACGACACUCAUUUAGAAUACGCAGCGGUCUUCCGAAAGAUCGCUUCAUUCAUAUGUACCUACUGCGACGGCUAUGGGCACAGUAUUCCAAUCGGAGGAAUGAUCUAUGUUCAACGGAUAACAGACAUGAGAAUGUCAGGAUCUUCACUCAAAAGCCUCCGGAUAUUUGAGAAGAUCUGCGGUGAGCGACACUUUCAGGAUGUUGUGAUUGUCACAACUAUGUGGAACUCGCUGAAGACGAAGGAAGCGCAAGAUGCCGCAACGAUGCGUGAAAAGAUGAUGGGGGAAAGACCUGAGUUCUUUGGAAAUAUGUUAAGAAGUGGAGCUAAGAUGGAGCAAUACCAAGGCGAUACCUAUAGCGGCAUCCGGAUUGUCGAGUUAUUAGCAGACAGAUGGAGAACCGUCAUUCUGCAAUUGCAGCGCGAGAUGGGACGAGGCGUAGCUACGAAACUCGAAGACACGACAGCAGGAAGAUACAUCGACGGUGAGCUGGCCAAUGCACGCGAGAAGUACGAGACGCAAAAGCGGGAGCUAGAGGAGUGUGUAGAGGAGACUGAGGAUGAUGAUGACCUGAGAAGCGAAUUCGUCGAGCAAGCUGAAGACUGUACUCGCCAUGUCAACAACAUUAUGACUGAUCAAAGGAGUCUUUCCGUCACACUUGAAGACAUGCGGAAUGAGCAGGUGGCGUGGUGUAGCAUAGGUCGCAACGAUCAGGCAGAGGAUACCGUGCAUGAAAACAACUCCGCGCGCAUUUUCGAGCUUGAGCAUGAGGUUCAAGGGCUGAAAAGAGUGAUAGAAGAGCAGCGUGUUGAAGGACUCCUUGCACAUCGUGAAGGUAUCGAACGAAUCGAAGCCGCCAGGCAGGAACUAGCAGAAGCCAAAGAACGAGAUCAAGAUGUGCGAGAGAGAACAAAGGAAAGACGGCCAAAAGAGGUCAUUACGUGGAUGCGAGAGUUCUUCGCAGGAAGACCCGCUGGAGAUAUCGCGCCAAUACCACGUCGAGCCGACUCCAUGCCCAUAGAGCCGAAGGCCUCCAAGAAGACUGGUUUAAAAGGCUGGAAGCGGAGCCGGUCAAAGGGUCGCCAAAGUGGCAGGCCGAAUAUCAAGCGCACAUCCUCGGAUGAUCACCCAAAGCAGUCCAACACUACUUCGCAGUACCUCCAGGAUCAACAGACUGACGAGCCUGGCUACCUCGAUAUAUCAGAAAGCGAGUCUGAGAGCGAUAUGGAGGACCCGGCGCCUCCGAUGUAUGCGCCGCAUCAUCCUCAUUCGUAUACACCUGUGGCCCCGUACGUGCAUAACAGUCACUAUCACGUCUCGCCUCACGAUGUGUCCAGCGAUCCUACUGGGAUGAUACGUGUUCCACCACCACAGCCUCAGCUUCUGAUGAGAAGAAUCCCACAUUCUGCUGUACCGCCCGACGAUAUCAUUAUUGCAGUGAUGGGUAUAACUGGCUGCGGAAAAACAACUUUCGUCAACCUUUUCUCUGAUCGCAAGCUCGAGGUUGGUCAUGGACUAGACUCAUGCACGGUAUCAGUCCAAGUCGUACCUUGUACGUUCGAGGAUGGCACGAAGGUCUUUCUCGUCGAUACCCCUGGCUUCGAUGACACCUAUCGGUCCGACUCCGAAAUCCUGCGCGAAGUAGCGCUCUGGCUGAACAAGGCGCACACGGAAAAGUUGCGACUAGCUGGGAUCAUCUUCCUCCAAAGGAUCUCAGAUGUGCGAGUGGGCGGUAGCGGGAUUAAGAAUAUCAAGAUGUUUCAAAAACUGUGCGGUGACGGUCCGCUGUCGAGUGUGGUAUUAGCGACCACGAUGUGGGACAUGGCCUCACCUCAUGCUGCGAUCGAACGAGAAAGAGAACUUCAACAACAACCACAGCUCUGGAAACGAAUGAUAGACUAUGGAAGCUGUGUCUUCCGUCACGACAAAGGAAAGUCGUCAGCGCUGAGAAUCAUCAAGUACCUCAUGAAGCGAAAGAAACCCGUAACACUCGACAUACAACGCGAAAUGGUCGACCAAAACCUUGAACUAGUCGAUACAGGCGCCGGAAGCGCCCUCGCAUCAACAGUAGACACGCUCAUCAAGCACUACGAAAAGAAAUUACAAGAGCUGGAACAUGACCUGAGAGAAGCCCGCGCUCAAAGCAACAAAGAAGACCGCGAAAUCUUGGAAGCGGCGCGGAAAGAACACCAAGACAAUCUCGCGAAGCAGCGGCAGGAGAUGCAAAAUUUACAGGUUAGUGCGUUGCAGCUGAUAGAGGAGACUAAGAAGCGGUUUGAAGAGAGCGAGGUAUUGGCGAAGGAGAAUAUGCUACGGGCCCAGGAAAAUCAUGCGGCGGAGCUGGAGAAGCAAAGGAUGGUGUUGCAAAGGCAGUUUAGAGAGAAGUAUCUGCAGAUGAUGCAUGAGCGGGCGUGUGUUGUAAUGUAG